Messenger RNA from Clonostachys rhizophaga, 4815 nucleotides. Lineage: Eukaryota; Fungi; Ascomycota; Sordariomycetes; Hypocreales; Bionectriaceae. The record is from the annotation of a GenBank genome assembly.
AUGGCAUCGUCUUAUGAUGUCGGCACGAGAGCAUGGCAGCCUGAUGCUGCCGAAGGAUGGGUAGCCUCCGAGCUUGUCAGCAAGACAGUGGAGGGCGGUAAGGCCAAGCUGGUCUUCAAGCUCGAGAAUGGCGAGGAGAAAACGAUUACCGUCUCCGAGGAGGGCCUCCUGUCCGGAAAGGAUGCUGCUCUGCCGCCGCUCAUGAACCCUACCAUGCUCGAAGCCAGCGAUGAUCUUACCAAUCUCUCCCAUCUCAACGAGCCUGCUGAACAAACCGAUAGCCGUGAUGCACUGCGUGGAGUGCGGCUGAUGCUGACGGAUGUGUUCCCGUUGAUAGUGCUGCAAGCCAUUCGAUUGCGAUAUCUGCAGAAGGAAAUCUACACCUACAGUGGUAUCGUGUUGAUUGCUACGAAUCCCUUUGCUCGAGUCGAGACUCUAUAUGUCCCAGGCAUGGUGCAAGUCUACGCGGGCAAGCAGCGCGCCACCCAGGCCCCUCAUCUCUUCGCUAUCGCCGAAGAGGCGUUCAUGGACAUGCUUCGAGACAACAAGAACCAGACGGUUGUUGUAUCGGGAGAGUCAGGUGCCGGAAAGACUGUCAGCGCCAAGUAUAUUAUGCGCUACUUUGCGACCAGAGAGUCUCCCGACAACCCGAGCGGACGCACGAAGCGCGGCGCCGAUUCCAUGAGUGAGACUGAAGAACAGAUCUUGGCUACCAACCCUAUCAUGGAAGCCUUCGGUAACGCCAAAACGACAAGAAAUGAUAACUCCUCGCGAUUCGGAAAGUACAUUGAGAUCAUGUUUGACGAGAAGACCAACAUUAUUGGUGCCAAGAUUCGCACCUAUCUUCUGGAGCGUUCUCGUCUCGUUUUCCAGCCCUUGAAGGAGCGAAACUACCAUAUUUUCUACCAACUGGUUGCUGGCGCAUCAGCCCAGCAGCGGGAAGAGCUCAACAUCCUCCCUGUCGAACAGUUCGAGUACCUCAAUCAGGGACAGGCCCCAACGAUCGAUGGCGUAGACGACGAGGCUGAAUUCAAGGCGACCAAGGAGUCUCUCACCACUGUUGGUGUUCACGCUGCUGAGCAGGAGGAGAUUUUCAAGCUCUUGGCCGGUCUGCUGCACUUGGGCAAUGUUAAGAUCACGGCUUCCCGAAACGACAGUGUCUUGCCCCCUGACGAGCCUUCUCUGCAAUUAGCUUCCAAGAUUUUGGGUGUCGAUGCCGCCAACUUCGCUAAGUGGAUUGUUAAGAAGCAGCUCAUUACCCGUGGUGAGAAGAUCACCUCCAACCUCACCCAGGCACAGGCCCUCGUUGUUCGAGAUUCGGUGGCCAAGUUCAUUUACUCGAGCUUGUUCGACUGGCUUGUCGAAAUCAUCAACCGAAGUUUGGCAACUGACGAGGUUCUGGCUCGUGUCAAGUCUUUCAUUGGUGUCCUAGAUAUUUACGGUUUCGAACAUUUCGCCAAGAACUCGUUUGAACAGUUCUGUAUCAACUACGCCAACGAGAAGCUGCAGCAGGAAUUCAACCAGCACGUGUUCAAGCUGGAGCAGGAAGAGUACCUCAGGGAGCAAAUUGACUGGACUUUCAUUGAUUUCUCCGACAAUCAGCCAUGUAUCGACCUUAUUGAGGGCAGGUUGGGUGUGCUGUCCCUGCUGGACGAAGAAUCUCGUCUUCCGAUGGGAUCUGAUGAACAGUUCGCUAUGAAGCUGCACCAGAACUUUGGCACUGACAACAAGAACAAGUUCUUCAAGAAGCCUCGAUUCGGCAAGAGCGCUUUCACCGUCUGUCAUUACGCUAUUGAUGUCACUUACGAAUCUGAGGGUUUUAUCGAGAAGAACCGUGAUACUGUGCCCGAUGAGCACAUGAACGUGCUGCGCGCGACCUCCAACGAGUUCCUCAAGUCCGUUCUCGAUGCCGCUGCUGCUGUCAGGGAGAAGGAUGUUGCUUCGGCAUCUUCUGCCGUCAAGCCCGCCGCUGGUAGGAAGAUUGGUGUGGCUGUUAACAGGAAGCCGACUCUCGGUGGCAUCUUCCGUUCUUCUCUGAUUGAGCUGAUGAGCACCAUCAACGGCACGGAUGUCCACUAUAUUCGAUGUAUCAAGCCCAACGAGGCAAAGGAGGCCUGGAAGUUCGAGGGACCCAUGGUUCUGAGCCAGCUGCGUGCUUGCGGUGUCCUUGAGACAGUUCGCAUUAGCUGUGCCGGCUACCCCACUCGUUGGACUUAUGAAGAAUUUGCUCUUCGAUACUACAUGCUUGUUCACUCGAGCGGUUGGACGUCUGAGAUUCGCCAGAUGGCCGAUGUUAUUCUGAGCAAGGCUCUUGGUACAAGCUCCGAGAAGGGCAUGGACAAGUACCAGCUCGGUCUCACCAAGAUCUUCUUCCGGGCUGGUAUGCUUGCCUUCUUGGAAAACCUCCGUACUAACCGUUUGAACGAAUGUGCUAUUAUGAUCCAGAAGAAUCUCAAGGCCAAGUACUACCGCCGCCAGUAUCUCGAGGCUCGUGAGGCUAUUGUCCUUACCCAGUCCGCCGCCAGAGCCUUCAUUGCUAGGAGACUGGCUAACGAGCUCCGCACUGUGCGUGCUGCGACAACUAUCCAGCGUGUCUGGCGUGGAUCUAAGCAGCGCAAGGCGUUCUUGGCCAUUAGGAAGGACAUGAUUCUGUUUGAGUCUGCUGCCAAGGGUUACCUUCGCCGAAAGAACUUGAUGGAGGAGAGAGUUGGCAAUGCUGCUCUCACCAUCCAGAGAGCGUGGAGGUCCCGGCAGUCUCUCAAGUCGUGGAGACAAUACCGCAGGAAGGUUGUCCUUAUUCAGAGCCUUUGGCGUGGAAGGUCAGCCCGCAAGGAGUACAAGCACAUGCGCGAGGAGGCUCGUGAUCUCAAACAGAUUUCAUACAAGCUUGAGAACAAGGUCGUUGAGCUUACGCAAGCCCUGGGAUCGAUGAAGCAGAAGAACAAGGAUCUGACAUCUCAAGUCGAGAGUUACGAGGGCCAAAUCAAGUCGUGGAAGAGCCGACACAACGCCCUCGAGGCCAGGACGAAGGAGCUUCAGACCGAGGCCAACCAGGCUGGUAUCGCUGUUGCACGUCUACAAGCAAUGGAGGAUGAGAUGAAGAAGCUCCAAGUGGCAUUCGACGAGUCCACUGCCAACAUUAAGAGAAUGCAAGAGGAAGAGCGCGAGUUGCGCGAAUCUCUUCGCCAGUCCAGCAGUGAACUGGAGGAGGCCAAGCGACUGGGCACUGAGCAUGAGAAGGACAGCUCCAGCCUCAGACAGGAACUCGAGGCUCUCCGAGAUGCCUUGGAGGUGGCUAAGCGAAAUGCUCCUCUCAACGGCGAACUGGCCAAUGGAAAUGCUUCCGCGCCCAUCCCCAGCGGUUUGAUUAACCUCGUCUCCUCCAAGAAGCCCAAGCGCCGCAGUGCCGGAGCCGAGCCCCGCGAGGUCGACCGCUUCAGUGGUGCCUACAACCCCCGCCCUGUCUCCAUGGCGGUCACUGGCACAGCCCAUCGUCAAAAUCUGUCUGGAACCACCUUUAUCCCUGGUGUUGACAACAUUGAGGCAGAGCUGGAGACCCUUCUCGCCGAUGAAGAUGGUCUGAACGAGGAAUUGACCAUGGGUCUUAUCCGCAACCUGAAGAUUCCUUCCCCGAACACCACACCUCCUCCUUCAGACAAGGAAGUCCUGUUCCCGUCAUACCUGAUCAACUUGGUCACCUCAGAGAUGUGGAACAAUGGCUUCGUCAAGGAAUCAGAGCGAUUCCUCGCCAAUGUCAUGCAGUCUAUCCAGCAGGAAGUUAUGCAGCAUGAUGGAGAGGAGGCUAUCAACCCUGGCGCCUUCUGGCUGUCUAACGUGCACGAGAUGCUUUCAUUCGUGUUCCUCGCCGAGGAUUGGUAUGAGACCCAGAAGACGGACAACUACGAGUAUGACCGUCUCCUCGAGAUUGUCAAGCACGACUUGGAGAGUCUUGAGUUCAACAUCUAUCAUACCUGGAUGAAGGUUCUCAAGAAGAAGUUGCACAAGAUGAUUAUCCCCGCCAUCAUCGAGUCGCAGUCUCUUCCUGGAUUCAUCACCAACGAGAGCAGCCGUUUCCUUGGCAAGCUCCUUCAGUCCAACUCCCAGCCUGCCUAUAGCAUGGACAACCUGCUGAGCCUGUUGAACAAUGUGUUCCGCGCCAUGAAGGCCUAUUACCUCGAAGACUCGAUCAUCACCCAGACUGUGACUGAGCUUCUGCGUCUUGUAGGUGUCACAGCAUUCAACGAUUUGUUGAUGCGCAGAAACUUCCUCUCAUGGAAGCGAGGUCUGCAGAUUAACUACAACAUUACUCGUAUCGAGGAAUGGUGUAAGAGCCAUGAUAUGCCUGAGGGCACUCUCCAGUUGGAGCAUCUGAUGCAAGCGACAAAGCUGCUCCAGCUCAAGAAGGCAACAUUGAACGAUAUCGAGAUUAUUCAGGAUAUUUGCUGGAUGCUCUCACCCAGCCAGAUUCAGAAGCUGCUGAACCAGUAUCUUGUUGCCGACUACGAGCAGCCCAUCAACGGAGAGAUCAUGAAGGCGGUUGCAUCGCGUGUCACUGAAAAGAGUGACGUGUUGCUGCUGCAGGCUGUCGACAUGGAGGACAGUGGGCCGUAUGAGAUUGCUGAACCACGAUCUAUCACGGCCCUCGAGACCUACACACCAUCUUGGCUUCAAACUCCCCGUCUCAAGAGACUGGCUGAGAUUGUCUCGGCUCAGGCCAUUGCCCAGCAGGAGAAGCUCGAGUAUUCUAAUGGCGACGAUGGCUAUGACACGCGGGAAACCUUGGCCGAAGUGCACGAAGUGGAACCAGAGGAGUAG